This is a messenger RNA of Colletotrichum abscissum, 723 nucleotides long. RefSeq lists its product as uncharacterized. The transcript is spliced from 2 exons. Bases 1 to 723 code for a protein of 240 amino acids. Lineage: Eukaryota; Fungi; Ascomycota; Sordariomycetes; Glomerellales; Glomerellaceae. The record is from RefSeq and is a predicted model, not a curated record.
AUGUCUUUCGCCAGAGCAGCUUCCCUGCGUUCCGCCCUCCGAUCCUCGGCGCGCCGGACGAUCCGUCCCCAGUUCCGUUCCCAGGUCGGCCAGAAGACCUACGCCAGCCAACAUGGCGCGAAGCCCCAGAGCGAGCUUCCUCUUGCCAUUGGCUCAGCAGUCGUCUUCGCCGCCGGCCUGGCCGUCAUCCAGCCAUGGAGCGGCCCCGCGCCGUCCAAGGGCCACGGCGCUGCUCAUGCCAAGCAUGAUGAGGAGGAGAAGCACGAUGAGUCUGAGGAGAAGGAGGAGAAGGAAGAGGAGUCAAAGUCUGAGGACAAGGAGGAGUCAAAGCCCGAGGAGAAGGAGGAUGAUAAGUCUGAAAAGAAGAAGGAUGUGAAGUCUGAGGAGAAGUCAGAGGAUAAGAAGGAAGACAAGUCCGAGAAGCCCGAGGAUGAGAAGAAGGAAGAAAAGUCCGAGGACAAGCCUAAGGAAGAGUCUAAGGACGAGAAGAAGGGUGAGGAGAAGGAAGAGAAGUCUGAUAAUAAGCAGGAGAAGUCUGACGACAAGAAGGAGAAGUCUGAUGAUAAGAAGGAGAAGUCUGAUGACAAGAAGGAGGAGAAGUCUGACGACAAGAAGGAAGACAAGCCCGAGGAGAAGAAGGACGAGAAGAAGGACGAGAAGAAGGACGAGAAGAAGGACGAGAAGAAGGACGAGAAGAAGGAAGAGAAGAAGGAGGACAACUAA